Protobothrops mucrosquamatus (brown spotted pit viper) is the source of this 608-nucleotide messenger RNA. It is a transcript of the gene MRPL20, whose product is annotated as mitochondrial ribosomal protein L20. Gene Ontology annotation, biological process: ribosomal large subunit assembly; translation. NCBI's taxonomy places the organism in Eukaryota, Metazoa, Chordata, Lepidosauria, Squamata, Viperidae. The record is from RefSeq and is a predicted model, not a curated record. Gene Ontology annotation, cellular component: ribosome. Bases 122 to 571 code for a protein of 149 amino acids. The transcript has 4 exons. Gene Ontology annotation, molecular function: structural constituent of ribosome; rRNA binding.
UGCUCUCCCGGUCGUUUUUGCAGCAAUUGCUGCGAAGUCUCGCCCGGCGGCCGCGUGGCUCGGUCACCUCCAGCCGGGCGACCCCUCCGCCGCUUCCUUUGCAAAGCUCGGGCUCGCUGGCAUGGUUUUCCUCACUUUCCCGCUUUGGCUCCGCAGCCGGGUGACCGACCGCUUCUGGCGCAAGCAGCAGAUUCUCAAGCAUGCCCUGCAUUUUCGUGGACGGAAGAACCGUUGUUAUAGCUUGGCAUACCGAGCUGUUCGGAGGGCCUUUGUGUACGCCACCAAGGCCAGAUUGCUCAAAAAGAGAGAUAUGAGGACGCUUUGGGAAACCAGGAUCGAAGCAGCAACGUUGGAACAUGGUAUUAAGUACCAUAAUUUCAUAAGUGGCCUUUAUAAGUGUCAGGUAGAACUGAACCGGAAAUCGCUGGCUGAGCUGGCCAUUUAUGAACCAAAGACAUUCAAAUCUUUAGCUGCUUUGGCGAAAAGAAGAGGGGAAGAAGGACUGCUUGCAGCCCAGGGCGAAGAAAAGGAGCCCGAAGGAAUAUUUUCCCGCCUACUGAAAUAUCCAUGAAGGGAACGCGCUCCCAAGGAGCUUUGCUCAAAUUAAA